Molecule: messenger RNA, 921 nt
Organism: Paramecium octaurelia
Lineage: Eukaryota; Ciliophora; Oligohymenophorea; Peniculida; Parameciidae
Source: the annotation of a GenBank genome assembly
AUGUAUUAACCAAAAAAGUCUCAAUAUGCCUAAGUAUCAAAAGAUUGGUAAACUAUUUGGAAAUUAAGGGAAAAAGAUUUCAUAUCUCAUUUUUUAGUAUCUAAAUCUGGAAAUCUAGUAGCUUUUGUAAUAGAAGGAAAAAAGCUGUAUGUGAUCAGCCUGAUUACAAAAAAGAAUAUUUUUGAAAUGACUUUUAUCAAAUUUGAAUUAUAUGAUUUACAAUUUACUUCAGACGAAAAAAAGAUAUGUAUAGCUCAAGAAGAAAGCAAAAGUUUGAGAAUAAUAGAAUUAAGCACCAGAUCUGAAAUCUGUUAUAAAUUACCCUCCAUUUUCCUUCCUCUUGACAGUUAUAUUCUAGUUGAACAGGAAAAGAAGAUCUAUUUAUAUUAAAAUGAUGCACUAAAAUUAAUUGAUUUGAAUUAAGAGAAUCUGGAAUUAUUAUUAUAGUUUGAUGGAGAAUAUAGGGUUCUUUAAAAAACAAGCUCGGAUUUCAUUAUCAAUAUAGCAUUCAACAAUGAAUUGCAAGUGAUGUAUUUGAAAAAUAACUUUUGCAAAUAGAAGCACAAAUAUGUAGAAAGUAAUAAAAUAAUUCAUUUUACUGAAUCGAAUAAAUUGUUGUCGAUAAUCACUUUUGAUAAUAAUUACAAAUUAUUCUUUAAAAAUUUAUAAAGUAAAAAACUAAUAAGAAAAUUGUCUGAUAAUGUGUUAUAAAAUAUAUGCGAUCUCAAAUAUUCUAAAAAUAUAAAGUAUUUAUUUUUGAACACUGGAAAUUGUUUGAUAAGAUGGAGUUUGACAACCUCCAAAUUAUCUAAGUUGCCCGUUUAAAAUAAUGUUUUUGAGAAAAUAUGGAUAGAAGGCAAUAAUGAAAUAUUUAUUUUGAAUUCAAAUAAUCAUAUUCAAAAAGCAUCAUGCGAUUUUUGA